AUGGCACAGGAGAAUAUGGACCUGGAGUUGGGGCUGCUUCCAAGUUCGAUCACCACAGACAGCAACAUCCUGAGAAGAACCAGCAGCGCGCCUCUGAUCAAUGAAAUUAGUGAUAAUUUACAGGUGUUCGAACCUGACACAGUAAGAAUGAGAAGAAACAGUAGAGUACUGAUGAGUGAACAAUGUCUGCAGUGUUUCUCUCCAUCGUUACAAGCUUGUGUGAGUUGCACUGCUUUGCCUCCAAGUCCUAUUCCCAGUCCUUCACGACAGUUAACAAAAAGAAGUCAAAAUUCCACCAACAUUAUUAGACCAAGUAUCCUUGGACCAUUAAAAAGAAAAGGUGAAAUGGCACUUGAAUAUCAGCCAAAGAGGUUUUUCCAAGGCACGACCAAUAUGCUUUCUUCUAAUACUUCCGGAGUGUCAGAAAAAAAUCAGCAUGCUGGAUCAUCCGGUAAUUCACCAGCUGAAAUCAGCACUGUCAUGAACUUUCCUGUGUCACCUUCUGCUAUUGGUUCUCCAUUUAUAACCUUCAGUGGGCCAAUUGUGAACAACGAGGGCACCCUCAAGGAAUUAAAUACAGUUACAGUGAUGUUUCUUGAUGAGAUUAGAGAUCAUUGA
Otolemur garnettii (small-eared galago) is the source of this 618-nucleotide messenger RNA. It is a transcript of the gene PABIR3, whose product is annotated as protein FAM122A. Gene Ontology annotation, molecular function: protein serine/threonine phosphatase inhibitor activity. The transcript is spliced from 7 exons. Gene Ontology annotation, biological process: mitotic G2/M transition checkpoint. The record is from RefSeq and is a predicted model, not a curated record. Gene Ontology annotation, cellular component: nucleus; cytoplasm. NCBI's taxonomy places the organism in Eukaryota, Metazoa, Chordata, Mammalia, Primates, Galagidae. Bases 1 to 618 code for a protein of 205 amino acids.